AUGAAUGUUGGAACUAUAAUUAUAAUGAUACUGUUACUAAUAAUACUACCAUCAAUUGAUGUUGCGUACGGUUCGCAGCAGCACGUAGUUGGGGACUCGAUCUGGUCGAUCCCUCCAACCAAUGAUUUCUACUCGAAUUGGUCCUCGUCCUACUCCUUCCGCCUCGGGGACACGCUCUAUUUCGACUUCGACUCGGGAUUUUACGACGUGAACCUCGUGUCGAGGGGCGAAUUCGACAGUUGCAGCGGGGCCCACGCGGUCGAGUCCUUCGUCGACGGCCCGGUCGUUUUCACAUUGUCGAGGAAAGGGGCUUUCUAUUUCGUUUGCGGCGUUUCGAACUAUUGUUCACUGGGGAUGAAGGUCAGCAUGGUCGUGGAUGACCGGACGGCGGCCGCUCGUUCGGAAAGCCCGUCUUCUUCGCCAGUUCCAAGCCCCGCCGGGCCUGAAAAUCCGCCUGUUACGGGCCCGUAA
This is a messenger RNA of Striga hermonthica, 471 nucleotides long. Lineage: Eukaryota; Viridiplantae; Streptophyta; Magnoliopsida; Lamiales; Orobanchaceae. The record is from the annotation of a GenBank genome assembly.